Messenger RNA from Carassius carassius (crucian carp), 1471 nucleotides. RefSeq names its product podocin-like. Bases 191 to 1351 code for a protein of 386 amino acids. Gene Ontology annotation, cellular component: plasma membrane. The record is from RefSeq and is a predicted model, not a curated record. The transcript is spliced from 8 exons. NCBI's taxonomy places the organism in Eukaryota, Metazoa, Chordata, Actinopteri, Cypriniformes, Cyprinidae.
ACCACUGUGUAAAAGUAAUUAGAAGAGCGCAAACACUCCCCUGUCAUCAUAUGAACCUGCACAGGCCUACAGAAAUACUCCCUUUUCAGAACCACAAAAGUCAACGGGAGCAGACCAGACACCAGAUGAACCAUCACAACAGAUGCUCCUCUCACUGAUCUCUGGAUGCUUCUCAUGAGAGAGGCCAAUAAUGGAGAAAAGAGCAGAAACAUCUCAGCAUUCUUCCAGAUCUGGACGGGUUAAGAGAGAGCCAUCACCUUCUGCUAAAGAGAGGAAAACCAAAGCACCCAAAUCCGUGAAGCUCCAAGAGCCCCACAAAAGAAAAGAAAAACCAGAUGUGACAGUAGAAGAAGAAAGAGGUGAAGCUAAGGAGGCUCAAAUCAUCUCGAGCAGCACUGUUGUAAAUGUAGACAAUGUGAGGGAACAAAUAAAAGAAGAUCGAGAGGAGUUGCUGGGAUUACUGGAGACCGAAGGACCUGGAGAAGCCUUGAAGAAGAGAUACCUUGGAGUCUGUGAGCUACUUCUUAUCAUCUUGGUCCUGUCUGUGGUGAUCUUCUUCUUGCCUUUUUCCAUAUGGUUCUGUGUGCAGAUUGUGAGAGAACAUGAGAGAGCCGUUAUAUUUCGGUUGGGGCAUUUAUUGCAGAAGAGACCAAGGGGCCCUGGGCUGAUGUUUUAUUUCCCAUUUUUGGAUGUAUGCCAUAUAGUGGACAUUCGUCUGAACAUACUGAAGAUCCCUCCUCACACGGUGGUGACCAAAGAUCUGGUGUGCACUGAAGUGAGCGCGGUGUGUUACUAUCGUAUCGAGAACAUCUCUGUGUGUUAUUCCUCCCUUGCCAGUGUCCCAGAUGUGCUGCAGUCUCUGACCCAGGUGUCUGUUAGAGAGAUACUAGCCCACCAUACCUUCACUGACCUUUUGCUUAACCGGAAACGAAUGGCCCAGGAGAUUCAGGUCAGUUUAGAUUCGGUAACCUGCAGGUGGGGAAUCAAGGUGGAACGAGCGGAGAUAGAAGAAAUCAGUCUUCCACCUGAGCUGCAACACAACUUUGCUGUGGAGGCCGAAGCGAGACGUCAGGCACAAGUCAAAGUGAUCGCUGCAGAGGGAGAAAAGGCGGCUUGUGAGGCUUUGAAGGCCUCUGUGGAGUCUCUCUCUGGUUCUCCAAUGGUUGUGCACCUUCGUCUCCUGCAGCUCCUCAACAAUUUGCGCUCUGAGCAGCCUGCAGUGGUUCUCAACAUACCUCCUGAUGUCCUGACUCAUUCCAUCGACCUCAGCAAUUUGACCAGACCUGCCAAUCAAAACCUGACCACAGGCGAUGGCUCCGAUGAUGCUAACAAAGAUUUGCCCAUGAUGUAAACACAACAUGACUGUCAGUGUUCACUUAGGAAGAAGUUUCAUACAAAUGAUUUUACAUAAACGUGCACAAUAUAUCAGUACUAUAUUGGUUAUUGGAUUAUGGUAUGGGUAAAUUUUUAU